AUUGCACUGUACUACACCAGAGAAUCAAAGAUGAUAUACACUGUAGAUAGAUCCUGAUCAUCACCCAAGGAGCAAUUGCACAGCCGUGGGAAGACAUUUAGUCCUGCACAGCAUUGCUCAACACAGAGAAGGCUGGGUAGUGAAACCGUCAUCUGGAAAUCAGUCAGGUCGGGGAGCUUUGACAUAUCAUCAGAUCUGAAACUGGUCAAUGGUGUGGAGCCUUCCAUCAGAACCAACCUUUCUGAAGGUUCGGUUGUGGGUGAUCGGUCAGGGUGAGGCUGGGAAGAAGUGUUGAGUGGCUUCAAGUGUGGUGAGAGCUUCAAUCAUCCAUCAAGCCUCAUGAACUACUGAUCCAUUCCGCUGGGUAAAGAGGCUUUUCAACUGUGAGGUUUGUGAGGAGAGUUUCACAGGCUCAUCAGAUCUCCCAGCAACAGUGAAUCACUAUUAAUACAAGGUCAGCUGCAUGGAAGAAAAACCUUUCAAGUGUGACUUGUGCAACAAAUCAUUCUGGUGCUCGUCAGACUUUCUUGUGCACCAACGCACUCACACAGGGGAGAAACCAUUUACCUGUGACGUGUGUAAGAAAUCAUUCUCUCAGUCAGCGACCCUACGUGUUCACCAACGCAUUCAUACAGGGGAGAAGCCAUUUACAUGUGAGGUAUGUGAGAAAUCAUUCACACAGUUAUCGAGUCUCCGGGUCCACCAAACAAUCCAUACAGGGGAGAAACUCUUCAAGUGUGAAGUUUGUGAUAAAGCAUUUGCAACAUCUACGAGGCUCCUGGAACACCAGAGCAUCCAUACCGGGGAGAAACCUUUCAGGUGUCAGGUGUGUAACAAAUCAUUCUCACGCUCAACUCACUUCCGUACACACCAACGCAUUCACACUGGGGAGAAACCGUUCACCUGCCAAGUGUGUAACAAAUCAUUCUCACGGUCAUCGAACCUCCUUGAACACCAACGCCUUCACACUGGGGAGAAAACUUUCAAGUGUGAGGUGUGCAAUAAGACCUUUGCACAAUUGUCAGGCCUGGUGAAACACCGACACACUCACACAGGGGAGAAGAAAAUAUUCACUUGUGACGUGUGUAAUAAGGAGUUUGAACAGUUGUGGGGAAUGUUGGAUCACCGUCGCAUUCACACAGUCGGGGAAGCUAAAUGAGGUGUGUGACUGAGCAUUCACACAGACAGUGACACUCAUCAAAUAUGGACACAACCACACCAAGAAAGACUUUUUAAAAAGCUGUGACAAAUGCUUCACCACGCCAACAUUGCUGACCAAAGAGAAACCAUUGAAAUGUAAGGUAUGCAGUUGUGUAUUUACACUGUCAGUGACACUGACAUGUCCACGUAAUGCAAGAUGUUUAAUGAGGCCUUUGUACAGUCAUUAGGCUUGAUGUAUCACAAAGGUAUUCCUGCUGGGGAAAGAACUGUCGAUGUGUGAAAUCUGUGACAUUUUCUUCACAAACUCAUCAAAACUGCUCCCUCAGAGAAUCUCCACAGUGGAGUGACUGAGUGCGAAAUCCUUGACUCUUUUGUAACCCCAGAAGGUUCAAGCAGGAGAUGAACUCUUCCAGUGUAAAGUUUAUAAUAAGAUAUUCACCCCAGAUCUCCAAACAUACCACUGGAUCCAGACUUGUCUAAAAUGUGAUACACAGUGAGUGUACCUCCGGUCCAUCAAUGCAUUCAUGUAAGGGAGAAACACUGUCUGUGUUAGUCCUGUAAUAAAACAUUCAAUUCUUGGCUCUCCUGGUACAUCAGUGAAUCCACACGGGAGACAAAUCUUUCCAAUGGUGAUGUAUGUCCAGAUUGUUUCACAUUGUCCUCAUCCUUCUCCUCUCACCAGACACCGACAUCUCCACAUGGGCUCAAAGCUGAGUCACCUGCUUCCAUGGCACUGAGAGCUGUCUGUGUUAUUUAACCUGCAGUGCUCACGCAGGGGAGUUAUUGUUCCAAAGUACUGUCUGUCUCAACAGUAUCUAUUUCAAACCUCUCCCACUAUCAGCCCUAUUGUUUCAAAAAUGUGUAACACUGGGCCUGAUUACCAAACAUCACCUGAAGUUAUCAAUAUGUACAGAAGUUCCUGUAUAAAUUCAGCAUUCUUUCACUCUGACCAAGAAGAUAGUCAGGUAGUCAGUAGUUUGAAAGGCUUCAGUUUCUGAUUGACCAGCACAGGCACCGGGGUUAAUAACGGAGGCACCUCAAUUAGCCUCAGUAUCUUUGGUCUGUGGAGGAGGAGAAGAAUCAGCCAGCAAUCUCAUUCCUCAUCAGUGAGCCCAGCUGGGAGGUCAGAGGGAGGGCAGGAUGUGUCUCGACUGUGACAGUCUCCACUGUCUCGCAACAUUCACUCUCGCUGUCCACAAGCUGAGUGGUGACUUGAAUAGAGCAUAGACUGUCCUCCAGGCUAGUACCUUGAAGACAGAAGAAUAAGCAGACAACAGCUUGUAUAUAUUUAGGGCCCAAAGUGUUUCCUAGAGAUGUGAUCCGAUAGAAAUUAAAGCAGCAGAGACAAAGGAUUGACAAGAAAAAGAUUAACUAAAAUAUGGUGUAAGUGAUGGGUUUAACAAUGGUGCUAAACAAGAGGGCACAGGUAAUGAUGCAGAGAGGUUCAAAGAGGGAAUUCUGAAAAGUACUGAAUGCUCAAGAGGCAUUAAACAUUGUUAACAUGGGGUGGGGGAGAAGAGAAACCCUUCAAGUAAAAUUUACAUUCAAGCUUUCAUGAUACUUUGAACCUUCUGAGACACAGAGGAAUCAGGUGUGUGACUGAUCCCCCAACCUCAUACUCCUUCUCGUCUUCUCCCUAUGGUACUUUCAUAUUUUACAGUUCUUUCUUGAAUUCUCCAUUGAGCCUGCCUCCACAACUCUUGAGCCUUAUGUUUCAGACCCUAACCACUCUCUGUAUGAAAUAUUGUUUCUAAUGUCAUCACUACCAGUUUUGCCAAUCACCUUAAGCUUGUGUCCCUUGCAUGAGUGGGAUCAGUUUCUUCUUGUUUGGUCUAUCUGGACCCCUCGUGAUUUUGAAAACCUUUAUCACAUUUGCUCUUAACCCUCUCUUCUCCAGUGAGAACAGUCCCUCUCCUGCAAUCUUAUUCUAUAUCUGAAGUCUGUCAUUCCUGGAGCCAUUCACAUGAAUCUUAUUCCACCAUCAAUAACAUCUCAGGCCCAGAACUGGACACAGCUCAGGUGAAGACAAUGUUUAAUCUGGGUUUCAUAUUUAAUUAUCUUGCUUUUGUAAUCUGUGCCCUUGUUAAUAAUUCCUGGGAUGCCAUUUGCUUUAUUAACUAAUCGCUCAAACUCUCCUGCAACUUUCAUUGAUUUUGCACAGCUUCACAGCAAAUUGAUUUUGCUCCUCUACCCGUUUAGAAUUGUACCUUUAGAUUCGGUUGCUUUUCUGUGCUCUAUCAAAAUAAACUACAUCACACUUUUGAGCAUUAAAUUUUAUCUACCAUCUCUCUGCCCCAUUUCACAAACCUGUUUAUUUCCUUUUGAAAUUUUACAGCAUCCUUCUCAUAGUUUAUAACAUUUGCACAUUUAAUGUAAAUGUUGUUAUUGUGCUGUGCACACCAAGGUCUAGGUCAUUAAUUAUAUCUCAGGAAGAACUAUGUCCCUUAGCACCAAAUCCUGGAGAACAUCACUAUAAACCUUCUUCCCACUUGAGAUACAUCCAUUAAUCACUCCUCACUAUUUAUUGUCACUCGGAUCAUGUUAUAACCAUGAAGCAACUUUCCUUUUGCUCCACUUUACUCACAAAGCUGUGUGUGGCAUGUUUUCAACUAUGUUUUGAACGUCCAUGUACACAAUAUUAUCCAGGCUUAAGCUGACAUGUGGCAAGUAUUAUUUGCACCACACAAAGGCCAGGCAAUAACUAUCUCAACUAAAUGACCAUCUGACCAACUCCCUUUGGCAUUCAAUGUUAGCACCACUGAAUCCCCUGCUAUCAAUAUCCUGGGGGUUACCAUUAACCAGAAACUCAACUGGACUUGCCACAUAUACACAGUGGCUAUAGGAGCAGGUCAGAUGCUAGGAAUACUGUGGUGAGGAACUCACCUCCUGACUUCCCAAAGUCUGUCCACCAUGCACAAGGCAUAAGUCCGGAGUGCAAUGGACUACUUCCCACUUACCUGGAUGGUGCAGCUGCAAUAACACUCAAGAAGUCUGACACCAUGCUUCAUCAAGCCUUUCUGUUGCAUCAUCAAAAGAUUUCUGGAGAUUAGUUAAAUACUCAUUGCCCUUUAUCUUUUCUUAGUUCACUCACAUUUGCCCAAGUGACCUAUUUUGUCCUGACUUAUUGUUUCUAGAAGGUUUACUCCCACUAAUGUCAAUUACUGCAUUUAUCUUACAUUCAUAUUUGAACGAGGCUGUAACACUUACAAUUUUUCCAAUCUCCUGCUCCACACCCAACUCUCAGGGAAGACUGGAAAAUUAUGGCCAGUGCCUCCACAAUUCUCACUUCAGCCAAAUAAUCUCAUCUUUAAAGGCAGCCCAAUGUACAUUUACCUUUUCACCUGAUAAUCUUUUAUUCUAAUUUAUCUUGCCAGAUCUGUUCCUUACCCAACUGCAGUUGGUUUUCCCUAGUUAACUAUUCUUGUUCAUGGUUGUUCCUUGUCUUUCUCAGUCACCACACCUAAACCUUCUGAUAUAAUGGUCACUGUACUCUGUAAAUACCCCUCCUGAUAUUUGUACCUGUUCAGUAACAUCCUCAAUCCUGGCAUUAGCAAGGUAACAUACCAUCCUGGAUUCAUGUCUCAGGCCACAAAAACAUUUGUCUAUUCCUUGAACUAUCAAGUCUCUUACUGCUGUUCCAGUCUUCAGGUACCUCCCUGUAAAGAUGUACCAUCUGUGGUGCCAUGGUUCCUAGAUCACCCAUCUCUUUCAUCAGGAUUCAGAGCUCAGGACUGGCUGGAGAGUGAGAUACAUUCAGAGGCCCUGCACUACUUGCCUUCCUCUCACUUCCUAAACCCAUCCCUUAACAGCCUUGCUCCAAUUUUAAUGUAAUGGCCACUAUGCUUGUAAAGGUAUCCACUUCCCAGGAAUGGGUAAGGGGUAGAAACAGAUCUGUUGUGAUGUGAAUUAUUGACAGAUCCUCCUCAGGUGCCGGGUGUUUGAAUAAUACUAUGGUGAAUAUUUGUGCUCUUCUGUCCAUGAAGACUACUAUCCUGAGUAUGGUGAGGGAGUGGGGAUGAGCCUCUACAGAUCUCUUGCAUUCCCUCAGCCCGUAAACACCUUGGUGUUAUAACAAUGUGAUCCGUUCACCUUACACCUUUCAGAGAUUCAUUUCACGAUCGGGGAAACAUCUUGAGUUAUUUUCAGGUGCUUUGAUAUUUUGGCUUGAUUUAAAAUUUGGUGUAAGCUAAAU
Messenger RNA from Hemiscyllium ocellatum (epaulette shark), 5353 nucleotides. Its product is annotated as zinc finger protein 239-like. The transcript has a single exon. The record is from RefSeq and is a predicted model, not a curated record. Gene Ontology annotation, biological process: regulation of immune system process; negative regulation of transcription by RNA polymerase II; regulation of cytokine production. Lineage: Eukaryota; Metazoa; Chordata; Chondrichthyes; Orectolobiformes; Hemiscylliidae. The coding region runs from base 464 to 1159 and encodes 231 amino acids.